This is a messenger RNA of Entamoeba histolytica HM-1:IMSS, 510 nucleotides long. RefSeq names its product adenylylcyclase-associated protein, putative. Lineage: Eukaryota; Evosea; Mastigamoebida; Endamoebidae. Gene Ontology annotation, molecular function: adenylate cyclase binding; actin binding. Gene Ontology annotation, biological process: regulation of adenylate cyclase activity; cytoskeleton organization. The record is from RefSeq and is a predicted model, not a curated record. Gene Ontology annotation, cellular component: cytoplasm. The transcript has a single exon. The annotation marks the transcript as partial.
AAAAGAAUCUUAAUAAAUGGGAUAUUUCAUAUCAUAAUGGCAAUAAGAAUAUUGAAAUUGAUGGUACUUUCCAAGACUCUAUUUAUAUAUUCAAAUGUGAAAAUUCAGCAGUUAAAGUUAAUGGAAAGAUCAAUUGUAUUUCAGUUGAUGGAUGUAAGAAACUUACUUUAAUUUGUGAUACCAUUGUUUCAUAUGUUGAAGUUAUUAAUUGUAACUCAAUUGAUAUUAGAGUUAUUGAAUUAACACCAACUGUCAACAUUGAUAAAUCACAAUCAGUUAAUGUUCAUUUGUCUGAAAAAGCUCUUGAUGGUAAUACUACUGUUAAUACAUCAAAAUGUGAUGCUGUUAACAUUUCAUUCCCUAAUCCAGAGGAUAAAGAAGAUGAAGUUGAAUAUCCAAUUCCAGAACAAAUUUACACUAUUGUUAAAGAGAAUAAGUUAUAUCCUCAAAUUUAUUUCCAUGAUAAAUCAUCUUAUUACUUCCCAAAAUAAGUAAUUCAAUUUUUUGAUC